AUGGAUGUAGACAAACAAGUAAACUCUCUCUUUAGCAUUGACCUCACAGCAGAUGCCACUACUAGCAAUGCCGAUGUUGGUAGCGCAGACUCAAAGCAACAAGAAGAUGACAGCAGCUUCUCACUCAUCACCUGGAACGUUGAUGGGCUGGAUGCAGGAAAUCUAAAAGAACGAGCAAUAGGAAUCUGUUCUUACCUGGCAUUAUACAGUCCAGACGUUGUGUUUUUACAGGAGGUCAUCCCACCACAUCUCUGUAUUCUACAGAUGAAAGCAAGCAGUUACACUAUUAUUCCAGGCAACAUAGAUGGUUAUUUCACUGUCAUAAUGUUGAAGAAACCAAGAGUGAAGCUACUAAAACAUGAAAUAAUACCCUUUCCAACAACCUCCAUGAUGAGGAACCUUUUGGUUGUGCAUGUGAGCAUAUCUGGUAAUGAACUUUGCCUUAUGACCUCUCAUCUGGAGAGCACUAAAGAUCACUCCAAGGAACGUGUGAAGCAGCUGCAGACAGUGUUAAACAAAAUGCAGAAGGAGUCUGAGUCUACCACUGUUAUAUUUGGAGGGGACACAAACCUCAGAGACAGUGAGGUUACUAAACUAGGUAACUUACCUAACAACAUCACGGAUAUCUGGGAGUUUCUGGGUAAACCUAAACACUGCCGCUAUACUUGGGACACUCACUCCAACACCAACCUGCGUGCACUGUACAAGUGCAGGAUGAGGUUUGACCGCGUUUACUUUCGGCCUGCAGCAGAUGGGGGACAUAUUAUUCCACGAAGUAUGGACUUAAUCGGAUUGGAAAAAUUGGACUGUGGCAGAUUCCCUAGUGAUCACUGGGGUGUUCUGUGUAAUUUUGAUGUUAUAUUAUAA
Mesitornis unicolor (brown roatelo) is the source of this 867-nucleotide messenger RNA. It is a transcript of the gene TDP2, whose product is annotated as tyrosyl-DNA phosphodiesterase 2. Gene Ontology annotation, molecular function: single-stranded DNA binding; 5'-tyrosyl-DNA phosphodiesterase activity. The coding region runs from base 1 to 867 and encodes 288 amino acids. Gene Ontology annotation, biological process: double-strand break repair. Gene Ontology annotation, cellular component: PML body; cytoplasm. The transcript is spliced from 5 exons. NCBI's taxonomy places the organism in Eukaryota, Metazoa, Chordata, Aves, Mesitornithiformes, Mesitornithidae. The record is from RefSeq and is a predicted model, not a curated record.